AUCUCUGUCACUGGAAUUUUUCUUUCUUUCUUCUUUCUUUUUGCUCCGUCUCCAUUUUUUAAACUAUAUCUAGGAAUCUAUCCCCUGCAUCCCCCAGGACAAGCAGAUACACCCAAAUCAAUUCAUCAUGGAUAGCCACUCUGCUCCUCCACCACCCGCUGACGCUCCCGCUGCUCCAGCCGGGGACGGCCCGGCCCCUGUCCAGGCCACUCAUCAUUCACACGCCGUCCAUCAUGAUCAACCGAACGUGCACGUGGAGAAGAAGACUUCCAAGGGCCAGUUGACGCCGCGUCCGACCUUCCUCGCCAAUCUCCGAGCUAGUUCGCGGGAUGCCCAGUUUACGCUCAGCCGUAGCAACUCCAGCGAGUUGGAUCGCUACUUUCACGGCCCGCGCGAUCUGAAUCAACAUUCCAAAUGGCCGACUUUUUGUCGUAUGCACGGCAGUGUCAUGCCUAAGAUGAUCCUGCCGUUGACGUUUGUCGCGGCUUGGUCGAGCCUUAUCACUUGCAUCUCCUUCUUUUUCCAUAACCUCGGCAUUGAUAACAUCCUCCUGACCGUGACCGGUUUCGUCGUCGGUCUGGCCCUGUCGUUCCGCAGUUCGACCGCUUAUGAACGAUGGGCUGACGGCCGCAAAUACUGGUCCUUGCUGAUCCAGACCUCCCGCAACCUGGCCCGCACCAUCUGGGUCAGCACAGCCGAACGACCGGGCGAGAAGGGAAAGGAAGAUCUGAUGGGAAAGCUAACGGCAAUGAACCUCAUCCUCGCCUUCGCCAUUUCCCUCAAACACAAGCUGCGCUUCGAACCCGACGUCGGCUACGAGGACCUCGCCGGUCUAAUCGGCCACCUCGACACCUUCGCCAAAGAAGCCCACGACCGCGUCAACAUGCAGCCGCCCAAGAUGUCACCCUGGAAAUCCCUCGGCGAGUCUCUGGGUGUCUCCUUCGCCGAGUCCAACCCGCGCAAACGUAUCAAGCGCUCUAAGAAGCCGCUGGGCCAUCUCCCGCUCGAGAUCCUCAACCAUUUGGCGGCUUACAUUGAUCAGUGUAUUGCCAGUGAGACUCUCACUAUCAGCUUGCACCAGGGUCAAGCUAUCAGCGCCCUGGCGACAUUGAACGAGGUCGUCACCGGCUCCGAACGAGUCCUCGAUACGCCCCUCCCAGCCGCAUACAGUAUCGCCAUUGCCCAGAUCGCCUGGAUCUACGUGCUUGUGCUGCCUUUCCAGCUCUACAACGCCUUGAAAUGGGUUACCAUUCCUGGUUCAAUUGUCGCAGCCUACAUCAUCCUCGGCCUCGCGACCAUCGGCAGCGAAAUCGAAAACCCCUUCGGCCAAGACGUCAACGACCUCCCCCUCGACACCUACUGCCGCCAGAUCGCCCUCGAACUGGACAUCAUCACCGCCAUGCCGCCCCCCAAGGUCGAAAACUUCACCACCCGCGACGAGAACCUCGUGCUUUACCCGCUCAGCACGGCCGGCUUCUCCGACUGGAAGGACCGCAGCGUGGAGGAGAUCCGUGCCGCGCUGCGCACGAAGGUUGUUGCUAAUACUAAUAGUAGUAGUGCUGCUAAUAGUAAUGGCUCUGGGCCGUUGGGUGGGACGACGUCCGAUGCGGAGACUGUUGUGGGGAGUAUGAGGAGUAAACAGUCUGUUUGACUUCUCUACUCUUCUCUGGUUUCCUCAUUUGGAAGGAAGAAUAGGAGGUGAAAAAUGCAUUUGUUAGUGGGUUUUGUUAUUGAUAGGUGUGUUUCGGGCAUUAAUUUGGGUGUUUGAUUUCUUUCUUGUUUCUUUUCUGUUUUUUUAUUGUUUCUGUUCACGGCGUAGUCAAGUAUAUCAUAUCAUCCAGUUUGUGUCAUUUUUAGCAUUCACCUGUUUAACCCUCUAUCAACCAAAACAUC
Molecule: messenger RNA, 1893 nt
Organism: Aspergillus campestris IBT 28561
Lineage: Eukaryota; Fungi; Ascomycota; Eurotiomycetes; Eurotiales; Aspergillaceae
Product: UPF0187 domain membrane protein
Exons: 7
Coding region: 128-1651 (507 amino acids)
Molecular function (GO): chloride channel activity
Source: RefSeq, a predicted model, not a curated record